GGUACAAUUCAAAUGACAGCAAUACUACUAUUGAGCUUACUUGGAACUGGGCUGGCCUUCCUGAAUGUCAGCGCUGAAUUUGUGAUCACUGAUUUGCAAUAUUCACUCACUCCGGUCCUGAUUUCUCGUGUCCUCCUCAAUGUCCGAGCUGCAGCACACUCCACACGCGGAGAGCAGUCACAAACGCCCUCUUUCGUCCGGUCGCAGCGUGGCGUCCAGACACAAGCAGACGUCGAAAACAUGUCACUCGGAUUGAACGUCCUAAGCAGCACCGAACAAGCCCCGGAGAGCGAUCGCUCCCACUCGCAAGAGUCUAUUGAACAUGAUCAAAUUAUUGCAGAACCGCGAAGCAUGACGACGGAGAUUGUUGUUACUGCCGGUGAUGCUCCUCAGGACGUGAAUGAGGAAGAGGGGGUGGACGAUGUCGAGGAAGAGACUCUGUCGGAUUGGGAGAACGAUGUGUGAGGGGAGAGAACGGAUCUCCAAGCCGAGCUGCUAUAUUCACAGUGAUUGCACGUUUGCCUGCUUUUUGUAAGUAGCAUAGUGGUGUCAGUUCUCGUACGCUCCGUCUCAUCCAGAU
Laetiporus sulphureus 93-53 is the source of this 580-nucleotide messenger RNA. RefSeq lists its product as uncharacterized. The record is from RefSeq and is a predicted model, not a curated record. Lineage: Eukaryota; Fungi; Basidiomycota; Agaricomycetes; Polyporales; Laetiporaceae. The transcript is spliced from 4 exons. Bases 13 to 465 code for a protein of 150 amino acids.